AUGGCGUCCCAGAAUCUUUUUGCAAUAUUUAGAUGUUGUCUUUUGAAUCAAAGCCCUGUCAUGUAUUCUUCAGUUCGAUUCAGGCUUGUAGGCAAAAAGGAGAAAAUGGCAAGCAAGGCCAUGAAAUGGGCACAGCCUUUACGAGAAGAGCUGAUGUUAAACAAGUCUGAAACAGCUGCUCCUGUAGAACCUUCUAUGUUACACAUGGUAACUCGAGUAAAAACUUUGAAGGGCAGACCCCAAAAAGAAAAGUCUACGAUGUUCGCUCUCAAUCUUACCGGUCCUCAAGACCAAAAAGUUGUGCUGAAAAACACACCAAGCGUUAACAAAAUGUUAAAUAAAGUAAAACAUCUGAUAAAGAUAACACCGAUAACUUUCCCAAAUGGUUAUCCAGAAGAAAAAGACUUUGAAUACUGUUUACUCAAAGACAAUGGUGAGUUCAUAAUUCGCAAAGAAAUACAACCAAUUGAGAAGAAUGUUAUACCUGACACAGUGCCAGCUGAGAAACAAAGACUAGUUAUGGACAAAAAGACGCUUGAAAGACAUCUACUUCUACAUCUUCGCCAUUAUCGCUUAAACAUGGAAUAUUUUCCUGCUAAAUAUGUGUACAAAUAUAACCAGGAUGGUAAAGAAUAUCGAUACCGUAAGAAUACGUCAUCGGAUUCAAAUUGGUAUUAAAUUUGAUAUAUAAUCAUGGUGUGAUUUUUUUUUCCUAUAUAAAAGGUCAGUGAUUUCAAUAUAAACACUUUUUCUAUCAGAAGACAAUUUUGAAUUAUAAUUCAAAACUUAAAAUGAAUAUCAUAAACAUUUUAUUCUCUUAAAACUUGUUAAAUAAACCUAUUCAAUUUUUACACUC
Octopus bimaculoides (California two-spot octopus) is the source of this 856-nucleotide messenger RNA. RefSeq lists its product as uncharacterized. Gene Ontology annotation, biological process: translation. Gene Ontology annotation, cellular component: mitochondrion; large ribosomal subunit. Lineage: Eukaryota; Metazoa; Mollusca; Cephalopoda; Octopoda; Octopodidae. The record is from RefSeq and is a predicted model, not a curated record. Gene Ontology annotation, molecular function: structural constituent of ribosome.